UAUUUAUACUCAUAUGAACUCACCAAAGCAAAACAAACACUGGCUAGUGGUAGUGGCUACAAACAAAUUACAAAUCCAUAUAUACUAUACAAGUCCUAAGCUCAUCAUCUCAAUUUAAGACACAAACAAGAAGGAAAAAUCAUGAAGUCCUCUGCGAAAACAAUGAAGAUUGCUCUGUUUCUUCUUCUUUUAAUAACCGUCCAAACAAUUGCCAGACCGUUCACUGACAAAACCGGUAAAAUCCCAACAGUUCCAUCUUCUCCUUCAAAAGGUCCUCCUCCAGGUCAUGGUCAUCCACCAAGACCAAGCCCAACAGUUCCAUCUUCUCCUGCAAAAGAUCCUCCUCCAGGUCAUGGUCAUCCACCAAGCCAAGCCGCUAACGACAGGAACACCAUGUUUAUGCCUGAUAAGUGAUAACAGUUUUUCUGAUAAGAUCAUUACUAUUCAAUCUUCCCA
This is a messenger RNA of Arabidopsis lyrata subsp. lyrata, 456 nucleotides long. RefSeq names its product circumsporozoite protein. The transcript has a single exon. Bases 142 to 414 code for a protein of 90 amino acids. The record is from RefSeq and is a predicted model, not a curated record. NCBI's taxonomy places the organism in Eukaryota, Viridiplantae, Streptophyta, Magnoliopsida, Brassicales, Brassicaceae.